AUGGUUCCCGGCCUGGCAUAUUCAAUCAAUUCGACCUUGCCAACGCCGACCUGCAGCGAACGGUGCGACUUGGGUGGACGAACGAACCCUCCAAAGGAAAGACGUUGGUGGAUUUGUCUUGGCAGAGCCGAAGGAAUCCGUCUAUAUUGCUGCGCCCGUUCUCGUCGGCCGACCGUCCGGCGUUCAAUCAUGUGUUACUUCGAUCAAACCCGCUGGACCUGCGGCUACUGGAGAUGGGGCCACUUCCGUCAGCAGUGCAACAAAGAGUAUCGAAUGGGCGAGACCUGUGGCCUCAAACUCGUCUAUGAAACCAAGCCAGAGCAAGGUGUCUGCAAGUUGUGUCGAGACAUGGAGAAGAAGCAGCGGCGAUACGACAAAAUGUGGCGCGACGUGGAGCGCUGGCAGCGAGAGGGCGGAAAGCCUGCCACUGUCGAACGAACAAUGGGCGAGAUGCAGGAGGUGCUAGGACAAAUCUAUCGCUUAAAAGAUGAGCAUGACCAUCGGCUACAGUCCCUUGGCCAGGUAUGA
Messenger RNA from Clonostachys solani, 528 nucleotides. NCBI's taxonomy places the organism in Eukaryota, Fungi, Ascomycota, Sordariomycetes, Hypocreales, Bionectriaceae. The record is from the annotation of a GenBank genome assembly.